This is a messenger RNA of Gambusia affinis (western mosquitofish), 3798 nucleotides long. RefSeq names its product leucyl-tRNA synthetase 2, mitochondrial (gene lars2). The transcript is spliced from 21 exons. Gene Ontology annotation, molecular function: aminoacyl-tRNA deacylase activity; ATP binding; leucine-tRNA ligase activity. NCBI's taxonomy places the organism in Eukaryota, Metazoa, Chordata, Actinopteri, Cyprinodontiformes, Poeciliidae. Gene Ontology annotation, cellular component: mitochondrion. Gene Ontology annotation, biological process: mitochondrial translation; leucyl-tRNA aminoacylation. Bases 160 to 2874 code for a protein of 904 amino acids. The record is from RefSeq and is a predicted model, not a curated record.
GAAUCCAAAAUGGCGGCGCCCUUGGAGCAGUCGUGAUGCAGAAAACAAGUCAUUUAUGUAGAUUUUAAAUGACAAAUGCAUGGUUUUGGACAAGAAUUGUAGAUUAUAUAUUCCUGUGACUAGAACGCGGAAACAAAGGAAUUUGAGAUAAGACGGAUCAUGCAGGCGUCCUUGAGGAGGCUGACUCCUGUUCCUCUGUGUGUGGUCCAGCCUUGUCGAAGCAGGGCUGCUCUGUGGAGCUCGGCACUCCGCUUCCUGUCCCCCAGCAUCCGCUCCCUGUUCAGUGAGACGGGCGUUUGGGAAAAGGACUAUCGAACCGAGACCAGGCGCAAAGUAGAAGAAUGGUGGCGCUCGCGGAUUAUGGAGCAGUGGCGGAAGGAUGCGCUGAACGCACGUUCCGACAGGAAGAAGUUUUAUGUCCUCUCUAUGUUUCCGUACCCUUCGGGACGCCUUCACUUGGGGCAUGUGCGAGUGUACACCAUCAGCGACACCAUUGGUCACUUCCAGAGAAUGAGGGGCCAUCAGGUGCUAAAUCCGAUGGGUUGGGACGCUUUUGGGCUUCCUGCCGAGAACGCAGCCAUAGAGCGAGGUCUCGAUCCCGAAGAGUGGACAAAAAGUAACAUCGAGUCCAUGAGGGAGCAGCUGGAUAGCCUUGGGCUCUGCUUCAACUGGGACAGAGAAAUCACCACUUGUCUCCCAGACUACUACAAGUGGACACAGUAUUUGUUCAUCAAGCUCUUUGAAGCUGGGCUGGCAUAUCAAAAAGAGGCCGUGGUGAACUGGGACCCCGUUGAUCAGACGGUGCUGGCAGAUGAGCAGGUGGAUGAACGUGGUCGAUCCUGGAGGUCUGGCGCUCUGGUGGAGCAGAAGCUACUGACACAGUGGUUCAUCAAGACUACAAACUAUGCUAAGCCUCUCCUGGAUGCUCUGGAAGACCUUCCUGAGUGGUACGGGGUUAAAGCCAUGCAGGCAAACUGGAUUGGAGAGUGCACUGGAUGCUACUUUGAUUUUAAACUCAAGGUCAACGGUAAGGAGACAGGCGAGACCCUGUCAGCGUACAGCUCUGCCCCAGAGAUGGUGUAUGGAGCAGCUUAUCUGGCCAUCCUGCCCUCCCACAGGCUGCUGCAUGGCAGCAGCUCAGUCCGCUCUCUCCUACAACAAGCAUUUCAGCCAGGGCGAGACUGCCUAACAGAGGUCACUGCUCUCAACCUGUUCACCAGACAGGAGGUUCCUGUGGUGAUCUCCCACAAGGAGGCGUUCGAUGACUAUCUGGACGCUGUGAUUGGUAUUCCAGAUGUGAGUGAGGAAGACCUGUCUGUGGCCAGAGCACUUUAUCUGAGUUGGACCACGGUGCUGAAAACCCACAAAGACGGAACACAAACCCUGAUUAACUCUCAGGAGUUCUCAGACUUCACCAGGGAGCGGGCGUUGCAGUCCAUUACCCAGAAGGCCAGAGAGCAGCGAGUCGGGGGCCAUCUUACCAGCUCCAAGCUCCGAGACUGGCUGAUAUCCAGACAGCGUUACUGGGGCACGCCCAUCCCAGUGGUGCACUGCGACUCUUGCGGCGCCGUCGCCGUCCCCGAGGAGGAGUUACCGGUUACUCUGCCGAAGACGCAGUUUCUCACAGGAAAAGGGGCGUCACCUUUGGGAGCUGUUCACGAUUGGGUCAACUGCAAGUGUCCCAGAUGCAAGGGCCCUGCCAGGCGGGAGACCGACACCAUGGACACGUUUGUGGAUUCGGCCUGGUAUUAUUUCAGAUACACAGACCCUCACAACAGGGACAGACCUUUUGAGCGUCAGCUAGCCGAUCACUGGCUGCCAGUGGACGUAUACGUCGGCGGGAAGGAGCAUGCCGUUAUGCACCUGUAUUACGCCCGCUUCCUCUGCCAUUUCUGCAAGGACCAAGGCCUUGUGACUCACAGGGAGCCGUUUUCAAAACUUUUGGUUCAAGGUCUGAUCAAAGGUCAGACAUUUAAGCUGGCAGGCAGCGGGCAGUACUUGAAGAAAGAGGAAAUCGAGUUCACAGGGAAGGGGCCGGUGACUCUGAGUGGUGGCGGAGUCGAGGUGACCUUUGAGAAGAUGAGCAAGUCAAAACACAACGGGCUGGACCCUCAGGAGGUGGUGCAGCAGUACGGUGUGGACACCGUCCGUCUCUACAUCCUUUACGCUGCUCCUCCCGAGCAAGACAUCCUCUGGAACGUCAAGACUGAUGCACUUGCAGGGGUUCUGCGUUGGCAGUCUCGACUUUGGCAGCUUGUGACAAAGCUAAGAGGAGCUCGACAACUCGGUAAUGUCCCGAACCCCUCGCUGCUGAAAAAGAAAGAGCUUGGAGAAGUCAAGAAGAUCUGGGCAAACAAGAACUACGCAGUUCAAGAAGUUACAGCUCACUUCACUAAAGACUUUCUGUUCAACGCAGCCCUCUCUCGUCUAAUGGGCCUUACCAACACGUUGAGUAGUGCAUCAGUUCGAGUCCUACAACACAGUGUGGAGUUUGAGGAAGCUCUGGCUGCCCUUGUUAUAAUGACGGCACCCAUGGCUCCUCACUUGGCCUCUGAGCUUUGGGCAGGUCUUUGCAACGUGACGAGCCCCCAGGGCCCCCUGCUGCUGCGGGGAGGCGAUGUCUUGCAGCAGCCCUGGCCAAACGUGGACCCCAAGUAUCUGGAGGCCCCUGAAUUUGUGGAGCUGUCUGUGCUGAUAAACAACAAGCCCUGUGGCUCUGUGACGAUCCCUCUGCAGGUGUCCAAAGAUCCCAGCCGGGUCCAGCAGCUGGUGAUGGAGAGCCCCAUCGGACAGAAGUGUCUGAGUGAGCGUGACAUCAAGAAAGCCAUCCUCUCUCCCAGGACUCCCCUCAUCAACUUCCUGGUUAAUGAAUGAUGUAUAGGUGUUUACCAGAUUGUGUGCAGCACCUGGCGGGCGGUGCCUUCCUCCUGUACACACAGACAGACAAAUAAUGUUGAUAUUUUGAUAUCAUAUGAGACAGAAGGUAUGUUGGUCUGUUAAAAUCUCAAUGUAAAUUCCAAAUUAUUUAUAUAUUGCAAUUUUUAAUAAAACAUUCAACAAGCACAGUGUGGUAGUCUUUGCAAACCUGACCAGGACAGGUUCAGAAGCCUUCAGUUUUACUCAACCUGUUGAUAAAUUAUGAAUCCCAAGUGUCGAGCUCGGACGUCCUUCACACACUCAUCAAAUGUAUAACCUCUUCUGUGCCACCAUUUCACACCUCGCUGUUUGGACUGCUUCUCAGCCAACUUUAGAUAUCCCUUAUCGGUGCUGAAAAGCUAUUCUCAGCAUCACAGAGUGCACAUCUAGAGACUGACAUUUUUGCACAUCCUCCUUUGCAAAAUAGUUUAAAGACAGUCAGAAGGAUUGGAAGAUGUCUGUGAACAUUAAUUUUCAAGCUUUCCUAGAGGUUCUCAAUUGGGUUUAGGUCUGUUUCCACCAUAGCUCUGGCUGUAUGUUUAGGGACAUUAACCUUCUGGAAGGGGAAUCUCUGCCUCAAUCACAAGUCUUUUUCAGUCUCUACAGGUUUUUCUUGCAGGAUUGUUCUAGAUUUAACUCCAUCCAUCAACUCUGAACAUCUUCCCUGUUCUUUCUAUUACAAAAUAAUAAUGAUCACAAUAGUUUGAUGCUGCCAUCACCACCAUGUUUCAUCAUGGGAAUGCCUUUCUUCUUGCUGCUCUCCUGUAAUGGCCAGGUUUGUGGAGCACACAACCUAAAGCUGUUGUUAGCUGUGAAUCUUUACCAGAUCCUUGGAUUUAUGCUGAGACUAAAUUAAAAACAAGUGGCUUCUGUUUACUGAUU